Spizellomyces punctatus DAOM BR117 is the source of this 4883-nucleotide messenger RNA. RefSeq lists its product as uncharacterized. Gene Ontology annotation, molecular function: ATP-dependent chromatin remodeler activity; DNA binding; histone binding. Gene Ontology annotation, cellular component: nucleus. Gene Ontology annotation, biological process: positive regulation of transcription by RNA polymerase II. The record is from RefSeq and is a predicted model, not a curated record. The transcript is spliced from 6 exons. Lineage: Eukaryota; Fungi; Chytridiomycota; Chytridiomycetes; Spizellomycetales; Spizellomycetaceae. Bases 154 to 4776 code for a protein of 1540 amino acids.
CCUGUGAGUCGUGUCAUCGCUCUCCACACACAAAAAACACUGUGAUCAACACUUGAUUUUCAACAAUCUACCUCUCUCCUUUCUUUACUUGAGAGCGCGCACUCGAUUGUUUCGUCGGGGAACAAAACACCCCAACGACCCCUUUCGUACGCAAUGUACACGAAUGGACAAGUCUACCCCCCGCCUCAACAGCAACAGGCGAAUACGUACCCGCAACAAAGACCUAUACAAAGAAAUGUGAGACCUAUUCCGCAGCAUAUGCAGGCUUUAACGCAGGAACAGUUGAAGGGGAUUAUUGCAAGUGCUCAGGCGUUGAAGGAAAAGGGGUCGACAGAGGCGAAUGAUCCAGAGUUUGCGCAAAAGAUUGCGAUUUUGAGGCAGUAUAGUUCUUUGGGGAAGAAUUUGGCUCAGCAGCAACAGCAACAGCAACAACAGCAGCAAGUUCAGCAAGUUCAGCAACAUGGUGUUGUUGGGCAGCAGCAGCAGCAGCGAGGGCCUGGAGCGCAGUGGGGGCAUGGGCAGAUUGUGGGUUCUGGGCUACCUGGUGGGCAGGUAUCCGCUGGGCAGGGACCGGUUGGACAGGGAGCUGUUGGACAGGUACCCGUUGGGCACUUGCCCGCUGGACAGUUGACCUCUGGACAGGUACCGGUUGGACAGGUACAAGCAGUGCAUCCGCAGCAACAUUCGCAACCAAAAGAUGGUAUACCACCACCACCACCGACUUCGCAACCAUCUGGAACAGCAGCAGGAGUCGGACCCUUCACCCCAGAACAAUUAACGGCCCUCCGAUGUCAAAUCUACGUUUUCAAACUCAUAUCUGGCAACAAACCCGUUCCUGAGCAUUUACGUCAACGCGUGUUUGAUGCUGACCAAUUACGACAGUCGCAGACGCCAAACGAAUCCGAGACGCAUCCUAUCCCGCAGAAAAUUGUUGAAUCUGUCUUUCAGCAUCCUACGCCACCUAAACCAAAUCAAGACCCUUCACCCGUCCUCAAAGCCACAACGGCCCGCUUUGACAUGGGACCGCUCUCCAACCCUUAUUCAUUGCUCCCUAAAAAGAUUUCAGUGGCGGACCUCCAGCAGCGGGUCGUUAUACCCAGUGGAACACCAAGUGGAAUUGAUGCCUAUGCCUUGAUGCAAGAGCGAGAAAAACAGAUUCAAGCGCGUAUUCAGUACCGUAUUAGCGAGCUAGAGAACCUUCCUAGUAAUUUAUCCAAUGAUACGGGGGCGAAACUCAAAGCGUUGAUUGAGCUUAAAUCCCUCAAACUCUUGGAUAAGCAAAAGAGGCUUCGAAGUGAUAUUGUACAGUGUUUGAGUAAAGCAACGACGCUUGCUACCGCUCCUGAUCGGGGAUCGUUCCGAAGAAUGAAAAAGCAGUCGUUGAGGGAAGCUAAACAGACUGAAAAAUUGGAAAAGAACCAACGUUUGGAGCGGGAGAAACGGGAGCGGCAGAAACAUGUUGAUUACCUCUUAUCUAUCCUCCAUCACGGGCGUGAGAUGCUUGGGUUUCAUAAACAGCAGCAGAAUAAGGCGACGCGGCUCGGUCAAGCUGUUGCGCGCUUCCAUGUUGCUGCUCAAAAGGAGGAAGAAAAGAGGCAGCAGCGUAUCUCCCAGGAACGUCUAAACGCUUUGAAAGCCAACGAUGAAGCCGCUUACCUCAAACUCGUCGACAAGGCCAAGGAUAACCGUAUCAUGCAUCUGCUUAACCAAACUGAGUCGUAUCUAAACAGUCUGACAAAAGCCAUGCAAGAUCAAAAAGCCAGUGUCGUUGAGUACGAAGUACCCGAGCAUGAACCACGCGACGGAAACGUUGAUGACGACGGUGCGGAUUACUAUGCCACUGCGCACAAGAUUACCGAACACGUCACGGAGCAACCCAGUAUCCUUGUUGGUGGACGUUUGAAAGAGUAUCAAAUCAAAGGGCUCCAGUGGAUGGUGUCCUUGUACAAUAACCGAUUGAACGGGAUCCUAGCUGACGAAAUGGGACUUGGCAAAACGAUCCAAACCAUCUCACUCAUCACAUACCUUAUGGAAAAAAAGAAGCAAAACGGCCCAUUCUUGGUGAUUGUCCCUCUUUCGACCAUUACCAACUGGGACCUUGAAUUCGAGCGAUGGGCACCUACUGUCAAUCGCAUUGUAUUCAAAGGCACCGCACCCGAACGUGCUCGUCUUCGAAACGAAAUAAAGGCUGGGUACUAUAAUGUACUCAUCACCACCUACGAAUACAUUAUUCGUGAAAAGAGCUUGCUGGCAAAGACCAAAUGGGUCUAUAUGAUUAUUGAUGAAGGGCAUCGCAUGAAGAAUACGCAAUCCAAAUUGUCGAUUACGCUUAUGCAGUAUUAUUCGACGCGGUAUCGGUUGAUUUUGACGGGGACGCCGUUGCAGAAUAAUCUCCCGGAAUUAUGGGCCCUCCUCAACUUUAUCCUUCCAAAAAUUUUCAACUCUGUGGAAACAUUUGAUGAUUGGUUCAACCACCCAUUUUCCAAAGAAGGCGGUAAAGAAACGGACAUGAAACUCAAUGAAGAAGAAUCGCUCUUGAUUAUUCGGGGAUUGCAUAAAGUCCUUCGACCCUUUUUGUUGCGUCGAUUGAAAAAGGAUGUCGAGUCUGAGUUACCGGAUAAAGUUGAGACGGUUGUCAAGUGUCCCAUGUCGGCGUUACAGUUGCGUUUGUAUGAACAGAUUCGGAGUAAGAAGAGUAGUUUUGGGGUGGAUGGUGCUACCCGGAGAAAGGCAUUGAAUAACCUUGUUAUGCAAUUCCGAAAAGUUUGUAAUCACCCUUACGUCUUUGAAGAAGUCGAACACGUUAUGAACCCCACCCGCAUGACCGACGACAAUUUAUGGCGGGUCGCCGGAAAAUUUGAAUUACUCGAUCGCAUCCUCCCGAAAUUCAAAACUAGUGGACAUCGUGUUUUAAUGUUUUUCCAAAUGACCCAAGUCAUGGAUAUUAUGGAGGAUUAUCUACGUUUAAAGGCUCAUACGUAUUUGCGGUUGGAUGGACAUACCAAAGCAGAGGAUCGGACGACCAUGUUGAAGGUGUUUAAUAACCCUGUGAAUCCCCCGUUUAUUUUCUUGUUGAGUACGAGGGCUGGAGGGUUGGGAUUGAAUUUGCAAACUGCGGAUACGGUUGUGAUUUUUGAUUCGGAUUGGAAUCCGCAUCAGGAUUUACAGGCACAGGAUCGUGCCCAUCGUAUUGGUCAAACCAAAGAGGUCCGUAUCCUCCGGCUCAUCACUGCUCGUUCAGUAGAAGAAACCAUCUUGGCUCGUGCACAAUACAAACUGGAUAUCGAUGGUAAAGUCAUCCAAGCCGGAAAAUUUGAUAACAAAACCACGGAUCGUGAACGUGAUGAGCUUUUACGGUCCUUGUUUGGGUCUGAGGAAGAUGAGGAUGAUAAAGGAGAUAAUGAAGGGCAAUUGGAUGAUAACGAUUUGAAUGAGAUUAUAGCUAGGAACGAAGAAGAAUUGGAGUUAUUUAACAAGAUGGAUGCGGAGCGUAAUGCGCGUGAAUUAUCUUUAUGGCGGGCGGCUGGGAACCGCGGUGAUCCUCCACCGCGACUCAUGCAAGACAGUGAACUCCCCUCCGUCUACGUCCAAGAAGAGGAACUCCCAACAGAACAGGAAAUUGAAUUGGGACGCGGUGCACGGGCACGCAAGGAAGUACGCUACGAUGAUGGAUUAAAUGAAGAUCAGUUCCUUGCUGGAUUGGAUUCCGGGGAUUUGGAUGGAUAUAUCGAGAAACGGUGGCAACAGCGCGCUAAACGUGAGGAACGCAAAAAAAAUCGACAUGCGGGUGAUGAUGAUGAUGAUCAAGACGAUGAAGACGGACAGGAAGAAAUUGAGCAAGUCGUUUAUAAACCCCCUGUUGUUGAAACGCCCAAAGUACCCGGUAGAAAACGGGGUCGUCCACCAAAGAAGCGACCACCUGUUGUUGAAGAAGUCGAAGAUACCACUGGGGGUGGUACGACGACCACCGGUGAACCGAGUCAAGAUAUGACAACACCCCAACUCCCUAAAAAACGCGGCAGAAAACCGAAACCGAAAGAAGAACAUGAGGAAGCUCUUUUGGCCAAGCGACGACGUAAAAAGUUUGCGGGUGUCGAUGCGGAUGAAGUAGAUCCUCUCCCGCCUGCUAAACGUAGAGCCCUUCGACGGGUCUUUGAGGCGUGCUACAAGGCAGUAGAUGCGUCCGAGGUUGUAUAUGAGAAUGGAGCUCGCCGAUUACGGUCCGGCCUAUUCCAAUCCAUCCCACCCCGAGCCCAAUACCCAGACUACUACAAACUGAUCCGAAGCCCCAUCGCACUCGACAUGAUCUGGCACCGUCUCAUCCACGUCUACUACAAAUCCCUCCAACAAUUCAUUGACGAUUUUCACCUCAUGUUUGCCAAUGCCAUGCAAUACAAUGUAGAUGGUUCCGAAGUCUACGAUGACGCCGUUCAAAUGAAACACGUAUUUGAUUCCAAGAUUGCUGAAUUGGCACCUGGAGGCGAUGUACCCAUUUUACCCAUUGAUGAAGCCGAACCCGUUGUUGAAUCACUCAAAAGAAAACGCUCUGAAGCUUCCUCUCAUUUUUCGGACGAUGAGAAACGUAAACGGUGGUCGGAUGAUGAUGAUAGUGUUGAUAAUUUUAAACCGAAAAAACGAAAACGGGAGAGUGGUGUUCCGGGGAUUCCGUCCAAAUAUGGUCAAUUACCUAAAAUUAAAAUGAAGCUUCCCCCCCGGGUGCUUGAUGAGGGUGCUCCUGCUGGAGAGAAUUUGGAGGAUGGAGAGAUUAUGGAAUAAUCUGUGUGUGUGUUGUUGUAACAGACGGGGUUUGUGAUUGGAAUGUAUAUAUAUAAUGAAAAAAAAAAAAAAUUCAAAAAAAUAAAACAUUACUCGCUCUGCUGUGU